UCAAUAAUCGAAGCUGAAUGAAAGACGCCUCGCAUCAUGUUUUUGCCUAAGUUCAUAUUUCUAUUACUUACUUUAUCAAUAAGCCAAUGUGUGCCACGCUCUAUCAAUGAAAAUAAUGAUCCUUUUCUCGUUCCUCCAAAGUACACGAAGUACGAUGAUUUAGUUAUAUUAUUCAAUGAAUUGGAGUCUUUGUACCCGGAACUUGCUAAAGUCUUCUCGAUAGGAAAGUCCGUCGAAGGACGCCAACUAUUGGUGAUACAAAUAACUGAAGGUGUUAAACAGACACAUCCAGAACGACCAUCAUUUAAAUAUGUGGCCAAUAUGCAUGGUGAUGAAUCCGUCGGCCGGGAAUUAGUUAUUUACUUGGCGCGAUAUUUACUAUUAAAUUAUGGUAAAGACGACAGGAUUACCAAGUUGGUUAAUACCACUGAUAUUCACUUGAUGCCGUCUCUUAAUCCUGAUGGAUUUGAAGCGAGUAAGGAAGGGUUCUGCGAAUCGCUCAAAGACUACGUAGGCAGGAGUAACGCGAAGGGGGUAGACCUCAACCGAGAUUUUCCAGACCAGUUCGACAAGAACAAGGCCGAUGAUGAUGAAUAUUUGUUCGGUGGACGCCAACCAGAGACAGCCGCGCUCAUGAGAUGGGUCCUGUCCAAGCAGUUCACGCUGUCAGGAAAUUUGCAUGGUGGCGCAAUCGUGGCCAGCUAUCCUUAUGAUGACACCAACACUGGUAAAGACUGUUGCAUCGAAAGCCGGACCCCAGAUGACGCUCUGUUCAAGUAUCUUGCAGGAGUUUACGCGUCAAAACAUGAGCAGAUGAAACGUGGCGACGCCUGCCUGCCAGAGAAGUUCAAAAAUGGUCUCACUAACGGAGCUUACUGGUACUCCGUUAAGGGUGGUAUGCAAGAUUUCAACUACCUCCACUCAAACUGUUUCGAAGUAACCUUCGAAUUGUCCUGCUGCAAGUAUCCCAAAGCGUCAGAAAUCGUCAAAUUCUGGGCGAACAAUCGAGAACCAUUGCUGGCGUUCAUGGAACAAACCAAUAUUGGAGUGCGAGGCUUUGUGGUUGACGAGAAUGGGGACCCUGUGAAGAAUGCUGAAGUACUAGUGAACGGUAUCAACCAUCCAGUUAGAACAACCGAAUAUGGCGCGUAUUGGAGAUUACUGUUGCCCGGACAGUACAAUAUCUCAGCAUCUGCACAUGGCUACACAAGCCAACCGGUACCAGUAACAGUGGGUCCCAGCGACCCCACUGUGGCAAACAUCACAAUAACCCGUAACCGACGAGCCCUGGCCGCUGGUAAGUCUAACACCCUCACGUACUGCUGGCUGCUUUUACACUUCCUACUGGUGCUUAUACUUCAGACAUACUAUUCGUUCGCGUCAACGCCGCUGUACGUCAAUGCUAUCACUAUUUGCGGUCACGUAGUGCGGUAUCGACGUCAUACCAUCGAUGGUCUCUCCGCAGAGGACUUCACUCAUCACAAUUACGUGAAAAUGGAGCAGUUCCUUCGAGAUCUGGCUGUAUCAUACCCAGAUAUCACGAGACUGUAUAGUAUCGGAAAAUCCGUUGAGGAAAGAGAUCUUUAUGUCCUAGAAAUUACCAAGGAUCCUGGAAAGCAUAUACCCGGAAAACCGGAAUUCAAGUACGUAGCCAACAUGCACGGCAACGAGGUAGUAGGUAGAGAACUGCUUCUGCUUCUUGCCAAGUACCUCUGCCAGCAAUACUCCAACGACCUUCGCGUCCAGACGAUCCUGAACAACACAAGGGUCCACCUUAUGCCCAGUAUGAACCCAGACGGAUAUGAGCAUGCUAGAGUCAAGGAUUAUAGCAGCAUUCGUGGCAGAGCGAAUGCGCAUGACGUCGAUCUCAAUAGAAACUUUCCAGAUCAGUUUGGACCAACUUCGGAUAACCAAACACCGGAACCGGAAACGCUAGCAGUGAUGAACUGGACACUAUCUCUGCCAUUCGUGUUAUCAGCUAACUUGCACGGAGGCUCGCUGGUAGCCAACUACCCGUACGAUGGGAACAAGGAUAUGAAGAACGGUCAAGAGAACCCCUCUCCGGAUAAUCCGGUGUUCGUUCAUCUUGCCCAUGUUUAUUCUAAUGCUCAUCAUAAAAUGCACCUCGGCCAGCCUUGUAAAGACAUGAACAGUGACACGUUUCCUGGUGGAAUCACGAAUGGUGCUAAAUGGUACGUGCUAGCUGGUGGUAUGCAGGACUGGAACUACCUCCACUCCAAUGACAUGGAGUUAACCCUGGAACUGGGCUGCUACAAGUUCCCUCCCGCUGACGACCUGCCCACCUACUGGGAAGACAACAGGGAGGCCCUACUGGAAUUCAUUGAAGAAGUCCACAAGGGUGUCCAUGGUUUUGUACACAGUCACAUAGGACACAGUCUCGCCAAUGCCACUAUAUCCGUUUCCGGUGUCCGCCAUACCGUCAGAUCAGCUAAAGAUGGCGACUACUGGAGACUUCUCGUGCCUGGCACUUACAACAUUACAGCGAGUAAACAAGGAUACGAAAGUGUGACGGAACAAGUGACGGUACCCGCCAAUGGUUCAGUCAGCGUUAACUUUACACUCAUGCCUGACGACCCUCAACACUGGUCAUCGGCAUACGACUUCCGUGUACUAGACAACAUAGUGAAUAGGCAGUACCACUCACCGCUGGAGAUGUACUCAGAGUUAGCGGAACUAGAGAACAGGUUCCCCGAUAUAGCCGAGUUCAGAGCUGGAGAUAGCAUGAAGACCGCUACACUUCACGAGCUGAAGAUUACUGAUGAUGCUGGAUCUCCAGAAGAAACGAAAUUCCACAUCGCCCUCAUAAGCAACUUAUACGGUUCGCAGCCUUUAGGACAGGAAAUGUUACUGAAUUUCGCAAGGCACAUUGCCACAGCCUACCAGAUAGGUGAACCGAUACACAAACGAUUACUAAAGAACGCAGUACUACACUUCAUACCCAAUCUAGAUCCUCUAUAUGGUAAAAUAUUUAAGCAAUACGAUCAUACAGAAAAAUGUGAACUAGACGUUAUAGAAGAAGAAUUUGGCAGCAGUCUUUACAGCUACCUAACGAAGAAAAAUUUGAAUCCCCUGUCCAAUUACACGAGAGAAAAGGCCUUUGUUGGAUUGUUAGAGUCUGAAAGAUUCGAUUUGGUCCUCGAUUUGGCCUCUGGCAGUGAAGAUGUGACUAUACCAAACUUUUCGAAGGAUAUUUACGAGAAAUUUGCUCUUAAAUACCAGGAUAACAGGACGCCCAGUAACAAAUAUCCUUGUAAACAAAUGUCCAACGUGGAACAUGAGAAUCUUCUAGAUCUGAUAUUCGAAAGAUUCAAUGUGCCGGUAGUGACGGUCGGUCUGAGCUGCUGUAAAAUGCCGCUGGAGAGUGAUAUAGCUUGGGUGUGGAGGAACAAUCUGCGUGGUAUUAUGAAGUUUAUCGAACAAGCUAACACUGGUGUCGUGGGCUUCGUUCGUAACGAGCAAGGCGCGCCGAUGCGGAGCGCGGUCGUAGCCGUCGCGGGCUCCGCGCGCACGUACCGCGUGUCGCGUAACAGGGCGCACUACCGCGCCGUGCUGCCGCCCGGCGACUACCGCGUCAUCGUGCGCUGCCACGGGUACCGCGACCUGAUGUUAAAUUGGCGAGUGGUCGACGGAGUAGUAAAGCAAAAGGACGUAGUUCUCAAACGGGUCAACUCGGAGGAGAUCCCUGGAGGGCAGUUUGAGGAGUUACCCAUCCCGAAAGAUCCUGACACCGUUUAUAUUACUGGAUUAGCCCUUGAUCGUAACAGUGGCCCACUACCCAACACAGAACUAUCAAUCUUCCCGUUGGACUCCAAGCGACCAAUAUCGAGUAACACCAGCGACCAAUACGGUCGAUUCGUGGUCAAGCUACCGAUCACCUUCAUGGGGCAUGAAGUCUUAAUAUCGGCUGUUAAUGAUGGGUUCAUUACUAAGAAUAGGCAUGUAAAGAUAAACAGCAAUGACAACAUCACUCCCAAUAUCUUGUUCAAGUUGGAGAAGGAUGAUAACAUACUGGGAAUGUCCCGUUUCGUCUUCGUUAUGGUGGCAGGUGUGGUCGGCGUAGCUGUAGUAGUGGCGGGGGCGUGGUGCUUCGCUCAGAGACAGAAGGCUCAAAUGGCGAGACGGGACUACCACUUUGUUGCACUACCCUCCGAGGACAAGAGGCCGCUGUGUGAGGACGAGACCUAUGAUAUAGUAAGAAAGCCGUACUACGAUGAAGAGGACAUACCGCCGUCUGAAACUGACUCCGAAGAGGACAUCAUACUCCUCAGGUCAGAAAGAGAUUGGAAACCGGUAAACGAUGAGUAAAUGCAACUAAUAUUUAAGAUAUACUGUAGUUUUAUAGCCUAAAGCAUCCUAAUGAGGGUAGAAUCAUAUUAAAAUAAUUUUAUAUUUGAAUGUGUUAUUAAAAGGGGAUUUCCCGGUUGCCUGUAAUAAAAUAUUCAUAAAUAUGAAAUUUUACAAAAAAAUAUUUCGAUAUGGCAAUAAUUUUUGUCCUAAUGUUACUGUGAUAUUGACAACAUUUUUCCGUCGAUUUUUUAAUUUCAUUUACAUCAUGUCCUUUAUUAAGAUUCUGAAUGAAAAAAAAAAUUAUUACUAUUUCAA
This is a messenger RNA of Melitaea cinxia (Glanville fritillary), 4623 nucleotides long. RefSeq names its product carboxypeptidase D-like (gene svr). Gene Ontology annotation, biological process: proteolysis. The record is from RefSeq and is a predicted model, not a curated record. NCBI's taxonomy places the organism in Eukaryota, Metazoa, Arthropoda, Insecta, Lepidoptera, Nymphalidae. The coding region runs from base 37 to 4326 and encodes 1429 amino acids. The transcript is spliced from 23 exons. Gene Ontology annotation, molecular function: metallocarboxypeptidase activity; zinc ion binding.